This is a messenger RNA of Poecilia reticulata (guppy), 2759 nucleotides long. NCBI's taxonomy places the organism in Eukaryota, Metazoa, Chordata, Actinopteri, Cyprinodontiformes, Poeciliidae. The record is from RefSeq and is a predicted model, not a curated record.
AGCUUCACUUCUGUCCAGCAGGUGGCAGCAGCAGGCUGCGUUUCACCGCCGUUGAAACAGGAAGCAGUUGCGUCGGUAGCUUCCGGUUAGCUUCGUUAGCUCGUGUGUCUCAGGCCGUGUCCAGGUGUGUUGUGAGUCUGCGCAGCAACAAUGUGUUCCGUUGAGCCUCUGAGAGAGUUUAUCAGAGAGAGACUAACUGCUGCUGCUGAAGAAAUCUUCACCCAGCUGGAAAAAACCAUCGUCCAGUACGAGGAGGAGAUCGACCGGCAGCGGAGGCUGCUGGACCUCAGCUGGAGACCCCGGGUCAGCUUACAGCGAGCAGAACUCCCAGGUCAGGAGAAGGACGUCCAAACGGGUCAGCAGGAUUCUGGCAAACAGACUGACUUCAGUUUGGACCAAGAGAAACCAGAACAAUGGCAGAUGAUGGAGGAAAGAGAGGAAUCCGACCCACCACAGAUGACACUUAUUCUGGAGGAACCAGAACUUCUGCAGCUGAAGGAGGAGGACGGAGAAAUCUGGAUCAGUCAGGUUGAAGAGCAGCUGGUUCUGAAUCAGCAGACUGAUUCUCUCCUGAAGGACAGAGAACCAGAACCAGACGGAGACCAGCGCUCGUCUCAGAGCCAUCAUGACGCUCAGAACCAGAGCCACGAUGGAAACUCGGGUCCAAGCAGAGCUGAAGGUUUGAAACAGAGCAGCAGAGGUAGAGCUAAAGGAAAGAGGCACAGAGUUGGGAAUCGGGCUUUUUGCCAAAUUUGUGGUAAAAGUUUCAACCAGUUUUAUUUAUAUAAUCACAUCAGAACGCACACAGGCGAGAAGCGUUUCUCCUGUAAGAUCUGUGGGAAAGGUUUCAUUCAAAGCUACCAGUACACUGUUCACAUGAGGACUCACACGGGGGAGAGGCCUUUCUCAUGUCACAUCUGCGGGAAACGUUUUGUUCAGAAGAAUAACGUAGUAACUCACAUGAAGGUCCACGUAGGUGAGAAAGGCUUCGCCUGUGAGGUCUGUGGUGUGUGUUUCUCUCUCAGCGCUGAUCUGACUCGCCACAUGGCCGCUCACUCCGAGGACAAACCUUUUACGUUUCAGCCGCCGGAAUGAGGCUGCAGCCAUUUCUAACUCCUCACAGCAGACAGAGGAGCAAAUCAUUUCAGCUGGUUACUCUUAAAUGCUUCAGGUUAAAAUGAAGAAACUUUCCUGCUAUGAGAGUAAAACUCCUCUGUUGAACAGCAACAUAUUAAAUUCAUGUACUUUUUAUUUCAGGGCAACAAAAUGAGUGUCUGUCUGGGAUCCUUCACUUUAGGAUAAAAGUCUUUAGAGGAAACAAAUAAAUGAAAAGGCAAACUACAUGAAAUAAAUAUGAAUUCAAUGCAUCAAGUCAUUUGAAACUAAUGAUCAAAGUUGAAUUUGUGUUGGCAGAGAAACGGCGGCCAGGUGUGUUUAGGUCACGUGAUGCAGUGAAGGAUUGUGGGUCGUUAACUGACAGGAACAUGCAGACAUGGACUUUCAGCAGCUUCACUGUUUGGGGAAAAACCCUUUAGAAAAAGGUUUUUUCUUUAAUUGUGUAAGUUUCUGGAUUUAAAAUCCUGUUUGACCAAAUGAGUGACGACGUUCCACUUGAUACUGAAACACAAACACAAUUAAUUUGUUUUCCAUUAAAAUUAUGACGUGAUGAUCGCAGUAUUUUAAUAUGUAAAUAAUAUCAGCACAUUCUGAACUCUAACAAUCAUCAUUUCAGGCUUGAAUCUCUGGCUGCAUGCAGAACAUCAGAUUAUGAUGGUCAGAUUAUGAUGGUCAGAUUAUGUAGCGUCUUAUUCUGAAGGUUUGUUCAUAUGUAGGAUUUCACUGUUUUGCUUGUUUUUUACAAAGUUUUGCUUCUGUUAGUUUCUGAAGUUUCUCAUGUAUCUUUCUGUCACUUUGAGUUCAUGUUUCAUUCAACAGGUUUGUUCUGUAGAGAUUUGGACUCUUUCUGUUUCAGUCGGUUUGAUCUGCAGUUCAGUCUUUGGUUACUCAGGUUAAUGAGUUAACUAGUGUAACCAACUGGUAGGCGGACACUUAGUGAUUAAAGAUGCAGAAUAAAGCAGUAAAGACAAACAAUGAUCAGUGUAUUAAAAUAAAUUAAAGAAGGUAAGUUAAGUUUCAAGUUCGACUCAAAAGCUGCUGAGUCUGAAUUCAACCAUUUCAUCGAGAAUUUUGUCCUUUUAUUUGUCCUGAGUUUCAUAAAAUGUUUUUUUUAAUCAUUUUUAAAUGUAUUUAAAUCGUGUCCCUGGUUCCCACAGCUUGUUUUGUUGGGUUUCUCUCUGAUGAUCUCAGAUUCAAACUGUUGAUGAUUAAAGACAUGAAACCAAAACCAUUUCUGACGUUGAGUCUUCAAAACUGAACUUUGACCUUUUGUUUAAACAGCCAAGACCAAAUGUUUUUGAUUCCAGAUGAAAUAGUUUUGUCUCUUAAUCUGAAUGAAAGAACAGUUUUCAAUGGACACAAGAAGCUUCAGGAAACGUCCUGACGUCUCUUCAUGGUCAGACCUCUGUGUUUGUUUUCAUUAGUUAUUGAUUGAACCAGCAGCUGUUCAUUUGACUCCUUAUCAAAUAUUCAUAUUGAAGCCAGAAGCAGCGAACGGAGCGUCUGAACUCUGGAUCUGUUGUUCAUGACAAUCAGAUGAAACUGAGAUAAAACGUCUUUUCUGUGAGCCUGUUGCUACACCUGACUGCAGGUGGCGCCGAUGGCCUGAAUACACUUUUCUUUAUUAAAUACGUUUUAAUAUU